This is a messenger RNA of Ylistrum balloti, 1524 nucleotides long. RefSeq names its product protein RCC2 homolog. The record is from RefSeq and is a predicted model, not a curated record. Bases 1 to 1428 code for a protein of 475 amino acids. Lineage: Eukaryota; Metazoa; Mollusca; Bivalvia; Pectinida; Pectinidae. The transcript has 11 exons.
AUGCCUCCAAAGAAACGUAACCCGGAUAGCGAUGUCAAUCCCGCAGUCAAGCGUAAGAAGAAGAAGAACGACGAUUCAGACGAUGAAUUUGACGACGAUGCAGGGGAAGAUGCAGAGAACAAUGGUUCCACUGAAGUGGUCGGAGAAUACCCAGACGUUACGCUAGAGGGGUCAAUGCUAAGUGGAGAACUACUGCUCUGUGGAGGAACAAACUGGGAUCUGAUUGGACGAAAACAACUCCCAAAGAAUGCUAAAAACGGAGGUGGACCAAACCUAUGGGGUCCUCACAGAAUGGACAACAUGAUCGGGACAAGAGUGAGGACAGUUGUGUCUGGGUCAACAGCAUGUCAUAGUGUUAUCAUAACAGCAGAAGGGAAAGCCCUCACUUUUGGGAGGAAUGACAUGGGACAGCUAGGGCAAGGUGAUUGCUUACGUAAAGAUGUACCUACCCCCAUCCCCUGUCUAGAUGGUGUCAAUGUGGUAGAUGCAGCUUGUGGAAAAAAUCACACUUUAUUUCUGACAGAUAAAGGUGUAGUGUAUGCCUGUGGAGACAAUAAGAUGGGACAACUUGGUUUAGGUCACCAGAGUGGAAAUAUAACCAGUCCUACACGGAUAUCCUACAAAGGCCCUCCAAUAAGAAAGAUGUCCUGUGGAGCAGAGUUCAGUAUGAUAUGUGACAUCAGAGGCAACCUGUAUUCCUUUGGGUGCCCAGAGUUUGGUCAGCUAGGUCACAAUACUGAUGGGAAAUAUUUCGUCACAAGCACAAAAUUAUCAUUUAAAUGUGAAACUGUUCCCAGAAAAGUGAAUGUGUUUAUUGAGAAAACCAGAGAAGGACAUAUAGUACCAGUCACAGAUGUAGAAGUACGAGAUAUGGGAUGUGGCACAAAUCACACAGUUAUACGUGAUUCCAAGAAGAGAGUGUUUUCAUGGGGAUUUGGGGGAUAUGGCCGUCUGGGCCAUGCUGAACCAAAGGAUGAAAUGGUUCCACGUUUAUUGAAGUUUUUUGAUGGACCAAACCGAGGUUGUGUUCAGGUGUAUUCUGGGUCUACAUUCAGCUUUGGACUGAAUGAGUUAGGUGUCCUGUAUCUGUGGGGCCAGACAAAACCAACAGGUGAAGCUGCCAUGUAUCCUAAACUAGUACAAGACCUGAGUGGCUGGAGAAUAAGGAGCAUUGGAUGUUGUAACAAAAGUGUAGUGGUAGCAGCAGAUGAUAGUCUGGUAUCAUGGGGACCAAGUCCUACCUAUGGGGAAUUGGGUUAUGGGGACAACAAACCUCGAUCAUCCACAACGCCACAGGAAGUGAAGACCUUAGACAAUGUGUACAUCCACUCUGUGUCAUGUGGAUAUGGUCACACACUUAUGAUUGCUCGUCAGGACGAGGACAGUGAAAAGGAAAGAAUAGCCAAACUACCCGUCUUCAAACCUUGAUUUUGUGACUAUCUUGUCUAACAAGAUAUCUGUGUAUUUGUUAGUGUCUUAGAGGGGUACAUUGUAGUCGUAUCAGGUAAAAUUGUUCAUCCAAAA